Molecule: messenger RNA, 3826 nt
Organism: Candoia aspera
Lineage: Eukaryota; Metazoa; Chordata; Lepidosauria; Squamata; Candoiidae
Gene: ITGA2
Product: integrin subunit alpha 2
Exons: 30
Coding region: 119-3649 (1176 amino acids)
Biological process (GO): cell-cell adhesion; integrin-mediated signaling pathway; cell-matrix adhesion
Cellular component (GO): integrin complex; external side of plasma membrane
Molecular function (GO): integrin binding
Source: RefSeq, a predicted model, not a curated record
AGCGCAGGGCGCGCCCGGUGGGCGGAGCUGCUCGGCGCGCCUCUACUUAGCACUUCUGCGCUGGGCCCGCACUCGCUGCGCGGUCUCGCUGCUGGAGUCCCGGCUCCGUCUCGGAACAAUGGGUGAGCGAAGGCGACUUGUGGGCUGCCUGGCUCUGAUGAACCUCCUCGGCUUAAACAUUCUUGAAAAUUGCUGUGAAGCAUACAAUGUGGGCCUCGAAGGAGCUAAAGUGUUUUCUGGCUCACCAAAUGAACAAUUUGGAUAUUUAGUUCAACAGCUUUCAAACCAAGAAGGCAAAUGGUUGCUCGUCUCUUCACCCUGGAGCGAAAAUAGAAUGGGAGAUAUCUAUAAGUGUGCUGUUCAUCAACAGGGAUCCAGAUGUUUAAAGAUGGACUUGCAGACUGUUACAAGCAUACCAGACGUUAAUGAGAUAAAGAAGGACAUGAAUCUAGGAUUAACUCUAGUAAGAAAUCCCAAAACUGGAGGCUUUUUGACAUGUGGUCCUUUGUGGGCUCAACAGUGUGGAAGCCAGUACUAUGCAACAGGAAUCUGUUCUGAAUACAGUCCAAGCUUUCAGAUCCUGAGAAGUUUUUCGCCUGCAGUACAAAACUGUUCGUCGGCCAUUGACGUGGUGGUGAUAUGUGACGAGUCAAACAGUAUUUAUCCAUGGGAAUCUGUGAAAAAUUUUUUGAAAAAAUUUAUCCAAAGUUUAGAUAUCGGGCCCACAAAAACACAGGUAGGCUUAAUUCAGUAUGGCAAUUUCCCCAGAAUCGUUUUCAACCUGAACACGCACACCGAUAAAAAAGCUGUUGAACAAGCAAUGUCAGAAACCACUCAGAAUGGAGGGGACCAGACUAAUACAUUCAAAGCCAUUGAAUAUGCCAGACAACAUGCUUUCUCAAAAAAAGCUGGUGGGCGACCAACAGCCUCAAAAGUCAUGGUGGUUGUCACAGAUGGUGAAUCUCAUGAUGGCUCAGAUAUGCCGGAAGUAAUAGCUAAAUGCAAUGCGGAUAAUAUCACCAGGUUUGGCAUAGCUGUAUUAGGAUAUUUAAUUAGAAACGAGAUGGAUACUAAAAAAUUAAUUGCAGAAAUCAAAGGAAUUGCUAGCCACCCUACAUCAAAAUAUUUUUUUAAUGUGUCCUCUGAGGAAGCACUUUUAGAAAAAGCAGGAACACUUGGGGAACGAAUUUUCAGCUUAGAAGGCACCAAUCAAGGUGACUUAUUCCAGAUGGAAAUGUCACAAGUGGGUUUCAGUGCUUCUUACUCACAGCAAAAGGGAGUUCUGAUGUUGGGUGCUGUUGGGGCCUAUGAAUGGACUGGAACAGUGGUCCAGAAGAGAGGAGAAAAAGACAUCAUAUUUCCCAAUACAACAUUUCAAAAUGUCUUGCAAAGAAAUCGGAACUCCUACUUAGGUUAUUCUCUUGCUGUUCUUUCCAUGGAAAAUUCGGUCUAUUUUGUUGCUGGUGCUCCACGGUCCAAUUACACUGGCAGAGUUGUGGUUUAUGAGGUUGAUGACUAUGGCAAGAUAACCAUCAUUGACUCUCAAAGAGGAGAACAGAUUGGUUCUUAUUUUGGCAGUGUAGUAUGCUCUGUUGAUGUUAAUGGAGACUCCAUAACAGAUGUGCUGUUGGUUGGUGCACCAAUGUUUAUGAAUAAUUUAAAAAAAGAAGAAGGAAGAGUCUACAUGUUCACAGUGACAAAGGGAAUUUUGGACAAACGAGAAGUCCUUGAAGGUCCUGAAGGACUAGAAAAUGCUCGGUAUGGAUCUGCUAUCACUGCUGUUUCUGAUAUUGAUUUGGAUGGCUUUAAUGAUGUGAUAGUUGGAGCACCAUUAGAAAACCAGAAUGCUGGUGCUAUAUACAUUUAUAAUGGUAAACGAAGGAGAUUACACACUAAAUAUUCCCAGAAAAUUUCAGGAUCAAACUCUGCAUUUCCUCAGCAACUCCAGUAUUUUGGAAGAUCAAUAGAUGGUCAUAUUGAUUUAAAUGAUGAUGGAAUAACAGAUGUAUCUGUGGGUGCCAAUGGAAAUAUAAUUCAACUCUGGUCACAGAGUAUAGCCAAUGUGACUAUACAUGUUUCAUCUACUCCUACGACGAUCAGUAUACAGAACAAGAAUACAGAAAUAGAUUUAAACAUAUGUUUCAGUGCAACUUUUAGGCCUAUCCAUAGGAGUGAACAAGUGGAUAUUAGGUACAACUUAACAUUGGAUGCGGAUCUCUUAUCUUCACGCAUUACCUCUAGAGGAUUAUUCAGACAAAACAAUGAGAGGUCUCUGCAGAAUAGUAUCAUAGUCCGCUCUUCAAAGAAGUGUGUGAAUCAUAUUUUUAACAUCCAGAACCCUUCUGAUGCUAUUGACUCCUUUAAUGUGCGCGUUGAUGUUGGGCUCAAGAACCCCAAUUCAAGCCCUGUUCUUGAUAAAACGUCUCCUACAUGUCUUGUUUACAGUAUACCAUUUGUCAAAGACUGUGGUGAAGAUGAAGUUUGUAAGACGGAUCUCAUUCUUGAAGUUGAACCGAAAAAUAUUGGGAACAAGCAAUAUGUUCUUGUCACCAACAAAAACAAAAGACUGAUAUUUGGUGUGAAGUUGAAAAACUUGGAUGAAAAUGCAUACAACACCAGAAUUCAAGUGGCUUUUUCUGAAAACUUGCUUUAUGCUUUUUAUGUUUCAGUGGUGGAUGAAACUGAAGUUUCAUGUCAGAUGGCAGGUGUCCAUCUUGUCUGCCAAAUCAGCUAUCCUGUUUUUAAAGCAGGGCAAGAGGUAUCCUUUGACAUUAAUUUUGACUUCAGUUUGAAAAUUUUUCAGAAUGUGGUAUUACUACAUUUUCAAGCUUUGAGUGCAAGUAAUGAAGAAGAUUAUACAAACAAUCAAGUGAACCUAACACUUCCAGUUCGUUAUGAUGCAGAACUUCACUUAAUGAGGUUUACUAGUAUGGACUUCUAUGAAGUAUAUUCUAAUCAUAACGUUUACUCCAUGGUGAAUAAUUUCGAUGAAAUUGGACCUGCAUUUAAUUUUUCAGUUAAGGUCACAAGAGGAAAUAAUCCAAUCAAUAUGGCAACUUUAAAAAUCCAUAUUCCUAAUCAGACUAAAGGGAAUAAUCCUUUGAUGUAUGUGACUGCAGUGCACACCAGUCAGGGCAGUGACAUCAGCUGUCAUGGACCCAUCAAUCCACAUAAAAUCGGAUCACAAGGCUACGUUGCAUCAUUUUGGAAAGAAAACUUCAAAGAUUUGAAAGAAUUGAACUGUAAGAAUGUCAGAUGUGAUACAGUCAUCUGCACGUUAAAAGAUAUAUCUCUGAAACCUGAAAAUUAUGUUAAUAUUUCUACUAGAAUCUGGAAUGGGACAUUUGCAACUUCAACCUUCCAGAAAAUAGAAUUAUCUGCCAGCGCAGAAAUUGAUGCCCAUGAUUCCGAGCUGUUUAUAACAGGAGAAAGUUCUUUAUCAAUUCCAAUUACAAUAAUCAAACCUGAUGAGAAAGCAGAAAUACCAAUUGGAAUUGUAAUAGCAAGUGUCCUGAUAGGCCUGCUCUUGCUAAUAAUUCUCACUGCUGUUUUAUGGAAACUUGGCUUCUUCAAGAGAAAAUACAAGAAAAUGGGAACAGAUUUGGAAGACAUGGAUGAGAUUACAGGACUUACUAAAGACAGAGAAUAAAUACAGCAAAAAUAUUCCUGGGUGUACAAAUCCUGAGUCACAAGCAAUGCUUGCAAUCACACUGUUUAAGUGCCUUGUUAAAAGGUUUUACACUUUUUAUAAGUGAAAAUAUUGUACAUAUAACUGCUGGUCAGUUUGGGCUUUUGUUUACAGUUGUAUAAAGGUUUUGUUUUUGUA